Messenger RNA from Amaranthus tricolor (Joseph's coat), 3560 nucleotides. RefSeq lists its product as uncharacterized. Lineage: Eukaryota; Viridiplantae; Streptophyta; Magnoliopsida; Caryophyllales; Amaranthaceae. The coding region runs from base 643 to 3207 and encodes 854 amino acids. The transcript is spliced from 8 exons. The record is from RefSeq and is a predicted model, not a curated record.
CUUUCUCUCUCUUGUUUUUGGUGUUUGAGAUCACCGGUCUCCCUCAUAAACAACCAACACAUUUUCCAAUUUUCCAAGAAACUAUAUUAAUUCCACAAUUUAAUUCUUCCAUGUCUAGAAAUUCAUAAUCUUUUCUUGAUUUUAUUCAUUAAUAUAAUCAACAUUACUACUAUUAAUUUAAUUGUUAAAUGCUCCAACCUUGGAUUUUAUCCAUCAUUCAUAAAUUCUAUGCACAAUUACUAUUUCCACACACCAUUUCUUUACCUUUGUUUAUGAUUUCAAUGGAAGAUUUCACCUUUUUCUGUAUUAUUCUUACCCUUUUCUUGGAAAUUUGGUUUCUUUGAGUUAUAAAUAGGAUUUGUGAACAUAAACACACAAGGGAGUUUCUGGGUUGAAAAUUGUUCUAGGGUACAGACAUACAGCUAUUGUUUCUGUAAUUGCAUAGAGUAUAGACUUCCAUUCAUAAAUUUGUAUUGGGUGUUUUAGUUCUUUUUACUCUGCAAGAUUGUAUUGAAUUUGGGUGUCAAGAUAAUCUGCAAAAUUGUAUUGAUUUUGGGUUUCAAGAAUAGGGUUUUAGAGGUUAUUGUUGGUGCUGUUAGUUUGGUUGUAGUGUGUGUGUGUGUUUGAUUGGGGUGGAUAGAAAUGGCGGAUGUCCGACCAUUGCAGCAAAAGCCUGAGAAUUCUACCGAUGCUAGGGCUGAAUUUGAGCUUGGACUAGAGCAGCUUAUGUGUGGUCAUUUGGAUGAUUGUAUGUCGUUCACCUCGUGUAGUUCAGCUCGUAAUAUGGAGGAUGAAGAUGAUGAGGGUAAUCAGCUUAUGCGUAGGAGGCGAAGGUCUGAUCUCGAAGGGGAUGAUCUGGCCGAGUCUUCUGUUGCUAGGAGACGACAAUCGAGGAUUUUAAGUCGUUGGGCAGCUAGACAAGCCCAAGAAAUGAUUACCACCAUGGAGAGGAGAAACCGGGAGUCUGAAUUGAUGGCUCUUGCAGGUUUACAUCCUGUUUCCAUGCUUGAUUAUUCUUUUCUUAGGGAAUCUCAGUCCCCUUCUUUGCGGAGGCAAGGGACUGUCGAAAGGCCAAGCUCUAGGGCGUCUUCUAUUUUGCAAAUGUGGAGAGAAUUGGAGGAUGAACAUGCGUUAAACCGUGCUAGAGAGCGGGUUAGGGAAAGACUGAGGCAUGAGAGGAGUGUUGAUAGCAAUACUGAUGUGUCAACAGUAACAACAUCGGAAAGCAGGGCGGGUGAUAACCAGGGUAGUGUAGAGAAUGCUAGUGAGAGUGAGCAUGAUUUUAGAGCUUGGUCUCACGAUCAGAUGGAGACCCGCAAUGAACGUGGAGAUAAUAACCUUUCUAGCAGAGAACAAUCUCCUGAUCUUGGUGAAGGUGAGAGGGAGAGAGUGAGGCAGAUUGUGCGUGGAUGGAUGGAGACCGGAAUAAAUGACCACUCUUCUAAUGUUUCACAAAGAGAUAGCAAUCCCAGAGAAGAGUGGCUUGGUGAGACCGAGCGUGAACGGGUGAGACUUGUGAGAGAGUGGGUGCAUAUGGCAAAUCAGCAAAGGGUACGUGGAGGACGGAGGGAAGAUCAAAACGGUGGAUCAGGUACCCAAGGUGAUCAGGUUCAUGUUGGCCUUGGUAAUCGUGAGGAUGGCCAUCCUGAGCGUAUUCGGAGAGAUAGGUUGAGGUUUCGUGGAAGGCAGGCUUUGAUCGACUUGCUUAUGAGGAUAGAACGUGAAAGACAAAGGGAGCUUCAGGGUUUAUCAGAGCAUCGUGCCGUUUCAGAUUUUGCUCACCGUAAUCGUAUUCAGUCAUUACUUAGAGGUAGAUUUUUGAGAACUGAAAGAACAGCUGAGGAUGAAAGGCCACCAUCAGUCGCUGCAAAUGAACUACAUCAGUUGAGACAACGAAACACUGUUUCUGGUUUGAGGGAAGGUUUUCGCUCUAGACAAGAAGCUAUUGUACGUAUUCAAGCAAGCAGUAACUCUGACACGUCACCGGGUGAUCCGGGAAUUGAUUUUUCUAAUGAUGAGAUUCAACAUGGAAUUCAAGUGGGGAUCCAAGCUUGGGAUUCUGAUCAAUUGCAGUCUAGGAUUCAGAAUGAUGAGGUGAAUGAGUUUACAAAUAAUACUAUUAAUGGGCCUGUAGAAGCUCCAAUUGACGUUUCAACUGGGGAAGAUGACAUUCAGAGGGAGAAUUGGCUGGAACAGGUCACGGAAGAUGAGCGGAUAAACUUGCCUGAGUUGAACUCGGCAGAGCUUGAUCCAUGGAGAGAAAACACACAAGCUAAUACGGUUAGUGAUUGGCAAGAAACUUCAGGUAAUGCUCGGCGGCAGACAGCUCAUAUAAAUUAUGCUGAGGAUGGGUCUGCUUUGCCUAGUCAACAAACUUGGCCCAACAAUAGUUCUCGAACAACAUUAGGAAGUUGGGGGCCUUCUAAUCCUUCACGUAUUAGACGCAACCUUCCCAUUCGACGAGUUAAUAGAUUUCACCCUCCUGAUGAUGAUAAUGUCUACAGUAUGGAGCUUCGUGAGCUGCUAAGCAGGAGGAGUGUUUCAACUCUUUUGCAUAGCGGGUUUCGUGAAAGUUUGGACCAAUUGAUCCAGUCUUAUGUGGAAAGGCAAGGUCAGACCGGAAUUGAUUGGGAGCUUCAUAGAAACUUGCCCACUUCUGCUACUUCACUGCAUGAUCAGGAACAACCUGAAGAACGAAAUGUAAGGGAUACCGUCAAUAGACCUCCUCUUGUCCUUCCAUCCCCACCAGUACCGCCUCCACAGCCUCUCUGGCAACAGGGUCUACAUACUAACUGGUCUAGGCAUGGCAUGCAUCGUUCAGAACUAGAGUGGGAGAUGAUGAAUGAUUUACGAGCGGAUGUUGUCAGGCUUCAACAAGGUAUGAACCACAUGCAGAAGAUGUUAGAAGCCUGCAUCGACAUGCAGGUGGAGUUGCAGCGUUCUGUUCGGCAAGAAGUUUCUGCAGCUCUGAAUCGAUCCACUGGUGGGAAAGGUGCUGAGAUCUCAUUGGAUGGUUCCAGAUGGGGACAUGUGAAGAAAGGGACAUGUUGUGUUUGUUGUGACAACCAUAUUGAUUCUCUAUUGUACAGAUGUGGGCACAUGUGCACAUGUUUAAACUGUGCAAAUGAGCUGGUUCGAGGUGGAGGUAAAUGCCCGUUAUGCAGGGCACCCAUUGUUGAAGUCAUCCGAGCUUAUUCAAUAUUGUAAAUAGUAAUCAAUGAACGUUUGUAUGCGGAUGGAAGGAAAACAGGAAAAGGAUAAGCCUAAGUGAAGAGAUGUAGCGGUCGAGUUUUAUCGUUAGCUCUCCUGGGCUGGCUCAUUCGUAUAGUUGCCUUCCUUUAAUUUAUACGUCAUCUGCUCAUUUUGCGGUGUAUAAUUGGAUAAACCAUUCCUUCAAUAAAAUGUGGCCGUUUCCUUUCCUUUGCAUUUGUCCAUGUCGAUGUCUAUGUGACUGUUUCUAUGUAUGGUUUUUUCUGUAUAAGAAGUUUAGUUAACUUCUAAAACUCUUCUCUAUUGUGGUGCAAGUGUUUCUUGUAAGUAGAUAUAAAACCGAUGCUCUU